GAUUAAAGUGUAGUUUACUGUAGUAUCUGUGAAAUUCAUCGCUACCGGCACUCACUCUCUGCUCUCGCCGGCCAUUGUAUCGCAGCACAGGAGGCUCGGAGCUUUCACAAAUUUUGUUAACAUUUUUUUACCUCGAGUUCAAAACGCUGAUGGGUACUUUCAUGGUUUUUACAAGAUCUCUGGGUCACCACUGCAUUAAAAAAUCGAAAUCCCAUAACUUUUCUCGGUUAUUCGGUUUGGGCAAACUGAUAGUUUCUUCUGAGAUUUCCAGUCCUAACUUCAAUGGCAGUUUUCACCAAUUACAAAGCCGUAGAACGCUUAUCUUGGAGCCCGCUUCUUCUGAAUCAGUCAAGCUACAAAGGCUUUCCGAUUCUGAUCUCGGAAUUGUUGAGGUGAAUUUGGAUAGGCCGGGAGCGAAAAACGCCAUCGGGAAGGAAAUGCUGAGGGGUUUACGGGCAACUUUUGAAACAAUCAAUAGGGAUGACUCUGCUAAUGUUGUUAUGAUUUGCAGUUCGGUUCCCAAAGUGUUUUGUGCAGGAGCUGAUCUUAAGGAGCGGAAGACAAUGAUUCCAUCUGAAGUGCAAUUUUUUGUCAACACACUGCGAUCCACAUUCUCACUUAUAGAGGCACUUCGUGUUCCUACUAUUGCUGUUAUUGAAGGAGCAGCCUUGGGUGGUGGUCUUGAAAUGGCUUUAUCAUGUGAUCUUCGGAUAUGUGGAGAAGGUGCAGUAUUGGGCUUGCCAGAAACUGGACUUGCUAUAAUUCCUGGGGCAGGUGGGACACAAAGACUUCCUAGAUUGGUAGGAAAAUCAGUGGCAAAGGAACUUAUAUUUACUGGACGCAAGAUUGGUGGCAGAGAGGCCAUGUCAAUUGGCCUUGUGAAUUACUCGGUGCCUGCUGGUGAAGCUCGUUUAAAGGCUCUUGACGUUGCUCGGGAAAUUAAUCAGAAGGGUCCUAUAGCAUUAAGGAUGGCGAAAAAAGCUAUUAAUCAGGGCCUAGAGAUAGAUUUGGAAUCAGCUUUGGAAUUGGAAGAAGAGUGUUAUGAACAGGUCUUGAACACAAACGAUCGCUUGGAAGGCUUGGCAGCAUUUGCUGAAAAGCGGAAACCAAUAUACACUGGGAAAUAAACAGCACAAAAAUGAUACUAACAGGCAAUUUCUUGACAGUGUUGCUGAAAUGCAGAACCAAGGUACCAGUGAAAUUGAAACGAUCAGCAAUUUCAAGCCAAAGAAAUAAAAUUAUUAAUGCUGAUGAGCAAUCACAGGUGCAUACCGUUGGAUUGUUGUACGCCUUUUACAUAAUAAUAAUAAUAAAUUUGGCACCUGUGGCAAUUUUUUCA
Manihot esculenta (cassava) is the source of this 1339-nucleotide messenger RNA. Its product is annotated as probable enoyl-CoA hydratase 2, mitochondrial. NCBI's taxonomy places the organism in Eukaryota, Viridiplantae, Streptophyta, Magnoliopsida, Malpighiales, Euphorbiaceae. The coding region runs from base 150 to 1127 and encodes 325 amino acids. Gene Ontology annotation, biological process: fatty acid beta-oxidation. Gene Ontology annotation, molecular function: enoyl-CoA hydratase activity. Gene Ontology annotation, cellular component: mitochondrion. The transcript has 8 exons. The record is from RefSeq and is a predicted model, not a curated record.